AUGACUGGUAAAGUACAGUUUUCAAGUCGAGGAGUCACGGUUGCAGCACACCUGUACCUUCCUCCUCCCUCAGCCCCAGACCGAAAAGGUGCCGGGGUAGUCUGUGGUCACCCUAUGGGAGGGGUAAAAGAGCAGACAUCCGGUACUCACGCGAAGAGGCUGGCAGAUCAAGGAUUUGUGGCACUGGCUUUCGACGCUGCAUAUCAGGGUGAGAGCGGCGGCGAACCACGCGGCCUUGAGGAUCCUUUCCAGCGGGCCGAGGAUGUCAGAGCCGCAGUCACAUUCCUUGCUACCGCGGUGCCUGAGGUGGACCCAAACCGCAUCGGCGCAUUUGGCAUCUGCGCAUCCGGGGGAUAUGUUUGCUUUGCCUCGCAGACUGACUUACGGAUCAAGGCUAUUGCGACUCUUGGUGCCGUCGACACUGGAGAGAUAUUCCGGGAUGGCAUGAAAGGAACAGCGAUGCAAAUAUCUCGCGAGAGCCUCCGAAAGACUCUCCAGGCAGCUGGCGAGGCCCGCAUGGCGGAGGCGCGCGGAGAAUGUGCUCCUCUGAUCCCUCUAGUGCCCGACGACCCUACAAAUGUGCCCGAAGGCACCCCGGACCUCUUCCGCGAUGCGAGUGACUACUAUCAAACUCCGCGUGCGGGACAUCCUCGUGCAAACAACCGAUUUGCUCUUCGCAGCUACGAUCUUUUGGUCAACUAUUCCUCAUUCGCGUUCAUGGAGUUGAUUUCACCUCGCCCCCUCCUGAUGAUGGCUGGCAGUGAAGCCGACACUAAAUAUUUCAGUGAGGAGGCCAUCGCUCGUGCUCUGGACCCCAAAGAGCUUUAUGUGAUACCGGAAAAGGCGCACAUUGCCACAUAUGAUGAUCUGACGGGGCACUUCCCUAAGCUUGUCGACUUUAUGGCCCAGCAUCUUUGUUGGUGA
Molecule: messenger RNA, 924 nt
Organism: Penicillium odoratum
Lineage: Eukaryota; Fungi; Ascomycota; Eurotiomycetes; Eurotiales; Aspergillaceae
Product: alpha/beta hydrolase
Exons: 1
Coding region: 1-924 (307 amino acids)
Molecular function (GO): hydrolase activity
Source: RefSeq, a predicted model, not a curated record